This is a messenger RNA of Verticillium dahliae VdLs.17, 1967 nucleotides long. RefSeq names its product sulfite oxidase. The record is from RefSeq and is a predicted model, not a curated record. Bases 1 to 1608 code for a protein of 535 amino acids. The transcript is spliced from 3 exons. Gene Ontology annotation, cellular component: mitochondrion. Lineage: Eukaryota; Fungi; Ascomycota; Sordariomycetes; Glomerellales; Plectosphaerellaceae. Gene Ontology annotation, molecular function: oxidoreductase activity; molybdenum ion binding.
AUGGCUCCAGCCGAACCACACGCGCUUCCCUUCCGCGCGAAGACCAAUGUUCCUCACUUUGCAGAAGAGAGAGAAGGAUGGAAGGGCUACAUCGAGUGGGAGAAAUACCCCGAGAAGAAGGAGCAAGCGCAGAAGAUCCUGGCGCAAUAUGAUUUUCCGGACCCGCCAGAAUUCCAACUUGUCCCACUGCCGGACACCAACCCACUUCUCACCGGCGAGCGGUUCAAGCAGUACCACUACGCAUGCGGCCUGGACUACAUCCCUCGAGUCAGCUGGGAAUAUGUCCAAAAAGAGAAAGCCAAGGACAUGAUCCAUGUCUUGCAGUUCCCAUACAACGGCGAACCGGUCAGAGUGCGCGUUUCGAUCACCCUCGUACCCCCUAAAUUUCUGACUAGUCGCCAGGAUCGCCUCGUCGAGACUGAAAUCACUGACAAUAAGGACCACUUUGUCCGGAACCAUGGCGGUGUACCCGAGAUUGAUCCUGAAAAGUUCACUCUCGACAUUGAUGGUCUCGUCAAGAACCCCCGAACCCUCACGCUGGCAGAUCUUCAGAACGAAGCGCUGUUCCCUCGUCAGAGCAACGUCGUGUCGCUGCAGUGCUCUGGUACCCGCCGCAUUGAGCAGAUACACGAGUACCCAGGCGAUGGCGACGAGCUCAUCAACGCUCCUUGGGGAGAGGGUGCUAUCGGCACAGCGCGUUGGACUGGAGUCAGUUUGAAAAAGGUCAUAAAAUACUGCGGUGGCCUUCAGGACGGCGUGACAGACAUUGAGCUCCGCGGCGCCGACACUUACUUCAAGAAGGGCAACGCGAUGAACUACCUCGUCAGUGUGCCCUGGCGCAAGGUCAAGGCGCACGAGGUCCUGCUUGCAUGGGAAAUGAACGGGGAGCCUUUGCCCAAGAUGCACGGUUUCCCGCUUCGCGCCGUCGUCUUUGGCUACAUCGGUGCCCGCAGCGCCAAAUGGCUGUACCAAGUUCGCGCCAUACGCGGCCCCAGCCCUGGACCAGUGCAGAUGAAGGAAUACCUGUACUACACGCCACAAAUCGGCAAGCAGAACGCCAAGUUCAGCAACGGCUUCUCCAUUCAGGACAUGCCAGUGAGCUCCGCCAUCAUGAGCCCCCGCGAUAAGGACCAGAUCAUCCACGAUGGCAAGGUCAAGCUCCGCGGCUGGGCCUACUCUGGCGGCGGCCACUGGCCUGUGCGAGUGGAGGUCAGCGGCGAUGGCGGGUCAGUCUGGUACGAAGUACCUUGGCAGAAGAUGAGCACAAAGUACUUCUGGGCCUGGCGACUCUGGGAAAUUGAUCUGCCCGUAGAUGCUGAGGGCUGGCUGGAAUUUUGCGUGCGAACGUGGGACAAUGCCAUGAACACACAGCCUACCUACGUGAGGAGUGCAUGGAACUGGGGCUUGCACGUCACGUCGUCUGCUCACAGGAUCAAGGUCUACAGCAUUAACAAGAGCAAGCCUGACACGGCUGCGCGGCUGAAGCAACUCGAAGAGAAUGGGACACCCAUGUUGCCGAUUACGCACCCCAUAAAAGUUGACCUCGAAUCUGACGAAGAGUACCACGCAGCCAUGAUCGCACAAGGGGGUCGCGAUCCAUUAGAGUGACAGCUGAGAUGUUGACUCUAGGAGUACCUUUGUUCAUUCAAACCUGAGGUUAGACAUCUUGACUGCUAAGUUUCAAUCGCCACUGCUCGUUUCACUUUCCUCGACGUCACUCGAAUGAAUCAUGAAACGGCCAUGACAGCAGCUGCGAGCACGGGCAAGUGUGGUAUCUGCGAUUGCCGAUCAAUCGCCCUACAAAUCCCAUAUUUCACAUUCAAAUGGCUGAACUCGGUGGAUGGGGAACACGCGUGUCGUUCGACGAAUGGAGAGAUCAAGAUUUUCUAUCACUGGUCUCUGGUCAAAGGUAUUGCUACUAAGGAAAUGAGACAAAUAAGACUGAUCUGUCGUGAUCAAGUUAGGCU